Myotis davidii is the source of this 1139-nucleotide messenger RNA. It is a transcript of the gene PDE6H, whose product is annotated as phosphodiesterase 6H. Gene Ontology annotation, molecular function: cGMP binding; 3',5'-cyclic-nucleotide phosphodiesterase activity. The record is from RefSeq and is a predicted model, not a curated record. NCBI's taxonomy places the organism in Eukaryota, Metazoa, Chordata, Mammalia, Chiroptera, Vespertilionidae. Gene Ontology annotation, cellular component: photoreceptor outer segment membrane. Gene Ontology annotation, biological process: positive regulation of epidermal growth factor receptor signaling pathway; visual perception; positive regulation of G protein-coupled receptor signaling pathway. Bases 499 to 750 code for a protein of 83 amino acids. The transcript has 4 exons.
GAAUCACGAAACACUUCCGAGGCUUGCUGUCCUCCCUGUGUCCAGGAUUCAAAUGUAAAAUUUCUAACGCCAGGCCCGACUCAUGGAAGGCACUCCACACAGGUUGGCUCUGUUUCUCACGGGUCUGUUUGUUCCUCCCCAGGGCCGCUCUCAUCCUGUGAGCUGAAGUUGGGCACUUACUGUGCUCCCACAAACUGGCCCAAAUUUUUCUGCCACAUUGACUUUGCCCGUCCGAGCUUCCACUGCGAGCAGAACCUUGAUAUUGCCCGGAACAUGCUUCCCUAAGAGCAAACGCAUGCUCCCCCAAACAAGGAAGAGACCAAUUUCAGUGCCAGGAAGAUGCCAGCCGGGUUUGGCUAGGCUGUGACAAGGUCAUUUCCCAUACAUUGGCCUGUGUUGCACGGAUGGAGACUGAACCGUCCUCUGAGAAAUUCACACAUCUCCCCAAAGGUUUAAGGGGCUUGAAGAAGAAACAUCGGCCACCAAAGGACCAUAAGAAUGAGUGACAAUACUACUUUGGUUCCUCCAGCUUCAAACCAGGGUCCCACCACCCCACGCAAAGGGCCCCCAAAAUUCAAGCAGAGGCAGACUCGCCAAUUCAAGAGCAAGCCUCCUAAGAAAGGUGUGAAAGGGUUUGGAGAUGACAUUCCAGGCAUGGAAGGGCUGGGGACAGAUAUUACAGUGAUUUGCCCUUGGGAGGCAUUCAGCCACCUGGAGUUGCAUGAGCUCGCUCAGUUUGGGAUCAUCUGAGGCACUCUCAACAGCAUCUGCUAUAACUUUGAUUUCUUUUUCCCUAUUGAGUCUUGAAAUGCAGUCUUGUUCAGAAGUGGUUCCUUUUUCCUAUGCAGUCAUUUCCUAUAAGUUUCUACUAAGAGUUCUAGUGUCAGACUCUCUCAUAGAGUACAGUUUAGCUCAGAAUAGUGGGGAAACAUCAACUUUUGUUAGGGCAUUUCAAACCUGACUACAUUUUCCUAUCAGCUGUGUGAAGUCAUAAAUAUUUCUCUAAAUAUUUGUUUGUUACGUCCUUCAAAUCUAUUUUUGCUGGGCAUUCUUUAUGAUUAGUAAGUAAUAGGCUUCUAAAAUAACAUUUAUGUCACUCACCUCCCCUUCUCAUUUAAUAAAGAAAAUAUUUACUUUGA